AUGGAAUUGACUAUUACCAAUGAGAACACAAGUGCAGGUUCGUCUGGGACAAUAAAGUUACUUGAUAUGCCAGCCUCUCCUGUCAUAGAGGAAUAUCAAAGUGAAAUAAUAAUUGAAGGUACACAAAGUGUUAUCGAAGAAGGACAAGUGUAUCAAGACAAGCAAACAAUUGCAACUACAAUGAAGCAUUAUUCUGUCAUGCACAAGUACCAAUUCAGGGUUAAACGAUCGAGACACAGAAGCUACUGGCUUAUAUGCGUUGGAGAAAACUGUAAUUGGCACUUCAAGGCAACAUCAAUUAAUGAUCCUGCAAUGUUCAAGGUCAGGAGUUUCAACCGACAACACACAUGUACCUUAAUGGAAGAUAUAUUCAUACAGCGCAAAUGUACUGCAGUUGUAGUUGGUAGCAUGAUCAUUCCAAAACAAGUAGUAGCGGUUGAUGGGACAUUCUUAAAAUCAGUCUACAGGGGGAUUAUGCUUACAACAAGCACAAUGGAUGCAGCAAGUACAAUAUUGCCUUUGGCAUAUGCUGUGGUUGAUUCGGAAAACGAUGCAUCAUGGAAGUGGUUUUUUAAGCAAUUCAAGCAAGCAUAUGGUGAAAGAACUUCAAUGUGUAUUGUUUCAGAUAGGAAUGAGAGUAUCCUGAAGGCAACAUCAAUUGUCUAUCUGGGUUUGCCACACUACUCUUGCAUGUGGCAUAUUUGGACAAAUAUAAGGGCAAAGUUGAAGAAGGGUCAUCUAAAAUUAAAUGAAUUGUACUUUGCUACAGCACGGUCAUACACUCUAGAUGAAUUUAAUGAAUGGAUGUCGAAGAUUGAAGAGAUAGACCCGCGUGUUAAAUCAUACCUCUAUGAUAUUGGCUAUCAUAGAUGGUCAAGAGUACAUGCAACGGUGAAUAGAACUUGGACUAUGACAUCAAACAUUACAGAGUCGUUGAAUGCUGUAACAAAAUAUGCAAGAGAGCUGUCAAUAUUUGACCUAUUAGAGUAUAUGAGGACACUUCUUGAACGUUGGACGAACGAGAAGUUAUUGAAGGCAAAGGGUACUUUCACAUUCCUUGGGUCCAAAUUCAACAAAGAAUUGGAGAACAACAGAACGUUAUCUCAGAAACUUAGGGUGAGUGCUUCAACAGAUCAUAUCCAUACUGUGAUAGAUGGUGUGAAGCGGUACAUUGUGUGCCUUGAAAGCAAGAAAUGUAGUUGUGGCAAGUUCCAACUUGAUGAACUUCCAUGUGCGCAUGCUUUGGCAACUUUAAGGCACAGGAAUGAAACUUAUGAAAACUAUUGCUCUCCGUAUUACACAAAGGAGAGCCUACUGCAUAUGUAUGAAAUACCAGUAAAUCCCCUUCCUGAUGAAAGUAAAUGGAAUGUGUCACAACAUAUAUUUGAUGAAGUAGUAAAUCCACCUACGGGAGAGAAAAGGCAGCCAGGAAGACCUCAAAAGGAAAGAUACAAAACAUAUGAUGAACUAAAGUCAAAGAAGUACAAGGUAUCAUGUGACAACUGUGGAGCAUCUACCUCCAUUUUUUGA
Nicotiana tabacum (common tobacco) is the source of this 1530-nucleotide messenger RNA. NCBI's taxonomy places the organism in Eukaryota, Viridiplantae, Streptophyta, Magnoliopsida, Solanales, Solanaceae. The record is from RefSeq and is a predicted model, not a curated record.